Acipenser ruthenus (sterlet) is the source of this 6471-nucleotide messenger RNA. RefSeq names its product ras-specific guanine nucleotide-releasing factor 1-like. Gene Ontology annotation, biological process: Ras protein signal transduction; positive regulation of GTPase activity. The coding region runs from base 355 to 4125 and encodes 1256 amino acids. The record is from RefSeq and is a predicted model, not a curated record. Lineage: Eukaryota; Metazoa; Chordata; Actinopteri; Acipenseriformes; Acipenseridae. Gene Ontology annotation, cellular component: plasma membrane. The transcript is spliced from 27 exons. Gene Ontology annotation, molecular function: protein binding; guanyl-nucleotide exchange factor activity.
CUCCUCUUCUUCACUCACUGCAAUACAGAGCUCCUGAUUCUGUUGAGACUUUCCAACAGAACUGCAAUCCACACAGCGUGUUAUCCUCCUUGGUUAAAAGCGCUUUACUCAUGGAGCGGAAGACAUGAACUGUCCAGAAAUGCGGGAUCUAGAAUCGAAACCAAUAAAAGGCUCAUAUUUUGGAUUGUAGAUUUUUUGUAUGUUGUUUACAGAGACAGCAGCGUGAGCGCAGUGAAUGGGUGUACAGCAGCUUAGUGGUCCGGCUGAUUAAGACUGCACAUCUUUUUGGGGUCUGCUUGGGACUGAGAAGAUGUAAGGAUCAACAAGCUCUCUCCUCUUGGCUUUGAAACAACCAUGCAGAAAGGAAUUCGACUCAAUGAUGGCCAUGUUACCUACCUGGGUCUUUUGGCGAAAAAGGAUGGCACAAGACGAGGUUAUUUGAGCAAGAAGAGCUCCGACAACACAAAAUGGCAUACCAAGUGGUUCGCUUUGCUGCAGAAUAUGUUGUUUUAUUUUGAGAACGACUCCAGCUCCAGACCCGCGGGAUUGUACCUGUUGGAAGGAUGCGCUUGUGAUAGAGCACCCUCUCCUAAACCUUCUCUGUCAGCCAAGGAAUGUUUAGAGAAGCAGUACUACUUCACUGUUAACUUUAACCACGACAACCAGAAGGCACUGGAGCUGAAGACAGAGGAUGUCAAAGAUUGUGAUGAAUGGGUGGCAGCAAUAACACAUGCAAGCUACAGGAACCUUGCCACGGAGCACGAGUCACUCAUGCAGAAGUACCUCCAUUUGCUGCAGAUUGUAGAGACAGAGAAAACAGUUGCUAAGCAACUACGACAACAGAUAGAAGAUGGGGAAAUAGAGGUAGAACGCCUGAAAGCCGAGAUUGGAGGUUUGCUCAAAGACAACGAGCGCAUUCAGUCUGACCCGACUACUGCACCCAGCGACGAUGACUCUGACAUCAAGAAAAUCAAAAAGGUACAGAGCUUCCUGCGGGGCUGGAUGUGCCGGAGGAAGUGGAAGACAAUCAUCCAGGACUACAUCAGGUCUCCCCACGCCGAGAGCAUGAGGAAGAGGAACCAGGUGGUGUUCAGCAUGCUGGAGGCAGAGGCGGAGUAUGUUCAGCAGCUGCACAUCCUGGUCAACAACUUCCUGCGGCCGCUGCGUAUGGCUGCCAGCUCCAAGAAACCUUCCAUCACCCACGACGACGUCAGCAGCAUAUUCCUGAACAGUGAAACAAUCAUGUUUUUGCACCAGAUAUUUUACCAAGGACUAAAAGCAAGAAUAGCAAGCUGGCCAACGUUAGUACUAGCUGACCUCUUUGACAUCCUGCUGCCCAUGCUGAAUAUUUACCAGGAGUUUGUGAGAAACCACCAGUACAGCCUGCAGAUCCUGGCACACUGCAAGCAGAACCGAGACUUCGACAAGCUGCUCAAGCAAUACGAGGCCAAGCCCGACUGUGAGGAGAGGACUCUGGAAACCUUCCUGACCUACCCCAUGUUUCAGAUCCCCAGGUACAUUCUGACUCUGCAUGAGCUCCUGGCUCACACCCCGCAUGAGCAUGUGGAGAGGAACAGCCUGGAGUACGCCAAGUCUAAACUGGAGGAGCUCUCAAGAAUCAUGCACGACGAAGUGAGCGAGACGGAAAACAUCCGGAAGAACCUGGCCAUCGAGCGAAUGAUCGUGGAAGGGUGCGAGAUCCUCCUCGAUACCAGCCAGACGUUUGUCAGACAAGGUUCUCUCAUCCAAAUACCGAUGAGCGAAAAGGGUAAAAUCACCAGAGGGAGGCUGGGGUCCCUGUCUCUCAAGAAGGAAGGGGAAAGGCAGUGCUUUCUGUUCUCCAAACAUUUAAUCAUCUGUACCAGAGGAUCGGGAGGGAAACUCCACUUAACAAAGAACGGAGUUAUCUCACUCAUUGACUGCACCUUGAUGGAGGAACCAGAGGGCACCGAUGAGGAGUCAAAACCAGACAAAUCAGGACAAGACAUGGAGCACUUGGACUUCAAAAUCGUUGUUGAACCAAAAGACACACAGUCGUUCACUGUCAUCCUGGUAGCGUCCUCACGUCAGGAGAAAUCCGCAUGGACAAGCGACAUCAGCCAGUGCAUAGACAAUAUCCGAUGCAAUGGUUUGAUGAUGAAUGCAUUUGAAGAAAACUCAAAGGUGACCGUUCCACAGAUGAUCAAGUCCGACACCAGUCUGUACUGCGACGACGUUGACAUUCGCUUCAGCAAGAUGAUGAACUCCUGCAAGGUCCUGCAGAUCCGCUAUGCAAGCGUGGAGCGGCUUCUGGAGAGACUGACAGACCUGAGGUUUCUCAGCAUAGACUUUCUCAACACCUUCCUGCAUUCAUACAGGGUGUUCACCACGGCCGAAGUGGUGCUGGACAAGCUCAUCACCAUUUACAAAAAACCCAUCAGUGCAAUACCUGCAAGGUCUCUGGAGCUGUUUUUCGCCAGCAGUCAAAACAAUAAGCUUCUGUAUGGAGAGCCUCCCAAGUCCCCAAGGGCCAGCCGCAAGUUCUCCUCCCCUCCCCCUCUGUCCAUCACCAAGACAUCGUCCCCCAACCGCCGGAGGAAGCUCUCCCUGAACAUCCCCAUCAUCACCGGGGGCAAGGCGCUGGACCUGGCUGCCCUGAGCUGCUCCUCCAAUGGCUAUGCAAGCAUGUACUCUUCCAUGUCCCCAUUCAGCAAGACCAGCUUGGACAUCAACAAGCUGUAUGUGUCCAGCUCUGUCCCCAACAAGAUCCCUGAUGAAGCUGAAACCAAAACGGACAAGCCAGACGAGCCUUCCUGCAAUAAGCAAGAAGUAUCGGUGAGAGAAGAAUCUGAUAAUGACCCAAUCCAGAGUGACGAAGCUGAAACAGAGACGUCACCAACAAAGUCUCCGACAACUCCCAAAAACGUCAAAUGCAAAAACUCUUCAGACUUCUCCUUGUUUUCCUAUAACAAUGGCGUGGUGGUGACAUCCUGCCGAGAGCUCGACAACAAUCGCAGUGCGCUGUCGGCUGCCUCUGCUUUCGCCAUAGCAACAGCGGGGGCCAAUGAAGGCACGCCCACAAAGGAAAAAUACAGGAGGAUGUCACUGGCAAGUACAGGGUACCCCACUGACCAGAGGAACGGGGACAAAGAGUUUGUGAUCAGGAGAGCUGCGACGAACCGAGUCCUGAACGUUCUGCGACACUGGGUCUCCAAACAUGCACAGGACUUUGAAUCCAACGGUGAAUUGAAGUUUAAGGUGAUCAGUUUCCUGGAGGAGGUGAUUCACGACCCCGAGCUUCUGACCCAGGAGAGGAAAGCAGCUGCCAACAUCAUCAGAACGUUAACUCAGGAAGACCCCGGAGACAAUCAAAUAACCCUGGAGGAGAUUGUGCAGAUGGCGGAAGGUGUUCAAUCUGAACCGUUUGAUAACCACUCUGCCCUGGAGAUCGCUGAGCAGCUGACCCUGCUGGACCAUCUCGUUUUCAAGGGGAUCCCAUACGAGGAGUUUUUCGGUCAAGGUUGGAUGAAGCCUGAUAAAAACGAGAGGACUCCCUACAUCAUGAAAACCACCAAACACUUCAAUCAUAUCAGCAACUUGAUAGCCUCAGAGAUUCUGCGGUCGGAAGACGUGAACGUGCGUGUGACGGCGGUGGAGAAGUGGGUGGCCGUGGCUGAUAUCUGCCGCUGUCUGCACAACUACAACGCCGUGCUGGAGAUCACCUCCUCGUUGAACCGCAGCGCCAUCUUCAGGCUGAAGAAAACCUGGCUCAAAGUCUCCAAGCAGACAAAAGCUCUGAUUGACAAGUUACAGAAGCUGGUCUCAUCCGAGGGCAGGUUUAAGAACCUCCGAGAGGCUUUGAAAAAUUGUGAUCCUCCGUGUGUGCCGUACCUGGGCAUGUACCUGACAGACCUGGCCUUCAUCGAGGAGGGGACACCCAACUACACUGAGGACGGGCUGGUCAACUUCUCCAAAAUGAGGAUGAUCUCCCAUAUUAUUAGAGAAAUCAGGCAGUUCCAGCAGACAGCCUACAAAGUUGAACACCAGCCCAAGACAACAGAGUAUUUGCUGGACAGUAGUGCUGUGCUGGAUGAAGAAAGUCUUUAUGAAGCCUCCCUGAGAAUAGAGCCCAAAUUGGCUACCUGAAGGGAGGACGGAUGAUAUCCCCGCAGCUAACGAACUUUACAAAUACUAUAUGAUAUGUACAUAAUCUAUUAUUUGUAUUAGACUGCUUAGACAUAUCCUUCUAGUAGGUGUUUCUGCAAGGAGCUGUGUGCCCUUGUUAUUAGAAGUAAACUAGAAGCCUAACACAAACUUUAAAUGUAUGGGUACAGAGGUUUGGGGGGAAUAAUACACUUAGAAGCUUAUUUGUUCUUUACUAUUGUUUUGUCUGCAUUUAUCAUAUAUUAUCUAGUUGUUUUCUACAAUAAUAAAACCAGGCUACCAGGAAAAAGGAGAACGACGAGCGGUCACUGAGUCCCCAACCUUAUACUGUUAACAGUCCUUCGUGGCUUGGCAUGCAUAAAGGUGUAUUUAAUACUAAACCAUUCUGAGAGGAGGUUUCAAACACUUUUUUAAACGUCUUUAUAUAGAUGAAAUCCAGCACUUCCAGUAAGAUUUGAAGGAGAGCACCAGGUUCAAACACACGGCCCGUUAACUAGGGAGAAUCAGGGAGGAUGUACUCGUACACUGCCCGUUAACUAGGGAGAGUCAGGGAGGAUUUACUCGUACACGGCCCGUUAACUAGGGAGAGUCAGGGAGGAUUUACUCGUACACUGCUCGUUAACUAGGGAGAGUCAGGGAGGAUUUACUCGUACACGGCCCGUUAACUAGGGAGAGUCAGGGAGGAUUUACUCGUACACAGCCCGUUAACUAGGGAGAGUCAGGGAGGAUUUACUCGUACACGGCCCGUUAACUAGGGAGAGUCAGGGAGGAUUUACUCGUACACGGCCCGUUAACUAGGGAGAGUCAGGGAGGAUUUACUCAUUCAUUUCAUUUGCUCCUCACAAACGCUGCAGAAAUGUAAGAUUUUUUUUUUUUUAAAGAAGUAAAAUUGAGAAGUUAUAUGAUGGUUACCCAAAAGAUCAUCCGGAGAGGAGGUCAAGCCAAGACUAUUUAAAGACAUUCACAGCUUGAUGUAAUCAGAUGCAAGCACAGAAUUGCGACAGCAGUAUAUGAACUAUAAUCAUUUCCACCAUGAAGAGAAUCUCACUGAAGAAAAACUAAAUUUUGAUGGUCCCUGGAAUGUUAAAUAAGCUGUAUGUGACCUGACCUGACCUGUACAGCAUGGGGGGUCUAUAAUCAUAUCAUUCAAAUCAACUGCAUUGAUAAUGUAUUACAAAAAGGGGAAAUGACUUUGUGGAGGACAUGUCUAAAGACGCAGCAUUUCUUGUUUUGGCAAUAAUGAAGUUCUUGAAUGUUGAUGAAUUCAAUAUGUUAUUGUGUUUUUGAGAAAAACAGUAAGAAUCAGCAAAUCUUUCAGUAACUUUGCCACCGUAUGCCAUCUGGUUAUUUAUUUGCUAUCUGUGUUUAUUGAUUAGUUGAUUUAUUUUUGUUCUUUGGUGCUGUUUCAGCAGAGCAGAAUCAAAUGUGCUGACAAACAGGAAGAUUAAUUAAGGAGUGAAGUGUUCAGAAAGGUACUGAGCUGUUCUGUCUGUGGAAGUGAAUUUACUGAGAAGCAUUAUAGUCACAGCAAAUCUGUUCUUCCUAGUGUGCCAAUGACCAGGAACCAGUACGACUAAAUCUGUUGUACUAGCUGAAAAGAAACGGGGCAGAGCUUUGCAGCUUGCACAAUUUAUAAAGGUAUUUUUGUAAAGUAGCCCAAACAAGAGUCUUAGCAGAAGGGAUACUGCAUCUUUGAGAAUAUAUGAAUAUAUGGGAAAAUCUGUAUUUUGUAGAAACUUUAACAAUUCUCCUGAAGGGUGUGUAUGCUGUAUAUUUUCUACAUGCAGCCUUAUCUAUUACUUAAUGUGUAACAUUGUAAAGCACUUUCUUUACAGCAUUAUAUCCUAGCAACAAGCUUACUUACUUAAAAUUGCUAAACAAUGUGUGAUAUUUAGUACCACAACUUUAGAAGUAGAAAAUAACAUAGACUGUAAUUUAAUUUAAUUUAAUAAAUUACAUAUACUGUAAUCCUGUCUGGAAUCACUCUUCUAACAGGACUAUAGUAAUGUAGUGCUUAUUCUGUGAAUAUUUGUAUGUAUUUUUACCAUGUACAGUAUAGAAACACACUAAAUUAUUAAGCGGCAGGCAUGCUCCACUAUAUCAAACCGAAAAAAAAACAACAACAAAAAACACUAAAAAAAAUAACAAAAAAAAUAUAUAUAUACUUUUUUUUUUGCUGUGAGCAAUACCCAGUGGUAUGAGAAUUCUCUUUCAGUCCUGAAGUUUAUUUCCACUUACAGCUCAUCUGGAAAAUACUUUUUGUUUUCCAGUUUUUGUAUAAAUAUGUAUGUUUCCUGAUUACCUCUUGCUAAUAAAUCUAUUCUAUCU